This is a messenger RNA of Peromyscus californicus insignis, 5495 nucleotides long. It is a transcript of the gene St8sia2, whose product is annotated as ST8 alpha-N-acetyl-neuraminide alpha-2,8-sialyltransferase 2. Gene Ontology annotation, molecular function: alpha-N-acetylneuraminate alpha-2,8-sialyltransferase activity. The record is from RefSeq and is a predicted model, not a curated record. The transcript is spliced from 6 exons. Bases 200 to 1327 code for a protein of 375 amino acids. Lineage: Eukaryota; Metazoa; Chordata; Mammalia; Rodentia; Cricetidae. Gene Ontology annotation, biological process: oligosaccharide metabolic process; N-glycan processing.
AGAGAGAGAGAGAGCGAGCGGGCUCGCCGCGCCUGAGCAACCCCUGUCUGUCGCUGCCGCUGUCGCCUCGGCCGCCGCCGGCCCGGACUCGCCCAGAGUGCAGGGUGUGUGCCCCGCUGCGCGCGGAGCGCGGAGGCUCCUCCAGCCCCAGCUCCUCGCCCCGGCCCGCGCGCGGGUCCCGGAGGGCGCCGACCCCACCAUGCAGCUGCAGUUCCGGAGCUGGAUGCUGGCCGCGCUCACGCUGCUUGUGGUCUUCCUCAUCUUCGCAGACAUCUCGGAGAUCGAAGAAGAAAUCGGGAAUUCUGGAGGCAGAGGUACAAUCAGAUCAGCUGUGAACAGCUUACAUAGCAAAUCUAAUAGAGCUGAAGUUGUAAUAAAUGGUUCUUCACUGCCAGCUGUUGUUGAUAGAAGUAAUGAAAGCAUUAAGCACAGCAUCCAGCCAGCUUCAUCCAAAUGGAGACACAACCAGACGCUCUCCCUGAGGAUCAGGAAGCAGAUUUUAAAGUUCUUGGAUGCGGAGAAGGAUAUUUCCGUCCUUAAGGGGACCCUGAAGCCUGGAGACAUUAUUCAUUACAUCUUUGAUCGAGACAGCACAAUGAAUGUGUCCCAGAACCUCUAUGAACUCCUCCCCAGAACCUCCCCCCUGAAGAACAAGCAUUUCCAGACUUGUGCCAUCGUGGGCAACUCGGGUGUCUUACUGAACAGCGGCUGUGGGCAGGAGAUUGACACGCACAGCUUCGUCAUCAGGUGCAACCUGGCUCCAGUUCAGGAGUACGCCCGGGACGUGGGCCUCAAGACAGAUCUAGUGACUAUGAACCCGUCAGUCAUCCAGCGGGCCUUUGAGGACCUGGUGAAUGCCACGUGGCGGGAGAAGCUGCUGCAGCGGCUGCACGGCCUCAAUGGGAGCAUCCUGUGGAUACCUGCCUUCAUGGCCCGGGGUGGCAAAGAACGUGUGGAGUGGGUCAACGCUCUCAUCCUGAAGCACCACGUCAACGUACGCACAGCUUACCCUUCCCUGCGCCUGCUGCACGCAGUCCGAGGAUAUUGGCUGACCAACAAAGUCCACAUAAAAAGACCAACUACUGGCCUCUUGAUGUAUACCCUGGCCACACGCUUCUGCAAUCAGAUCUACCUCUAUGGCUUCUGGCCUUUUCCACUGGAUCAGAAUCAGAACCCUGUCAAGUACCACUAUUAUGACAGCCUCAAGUAUGGCUAUACCUCCCAGGCCAGCCCCCACACCAUGCCCUUGGAAUUCAAGGCCCUCAAGAGCCUGCAUGAGCAGGGGGCAUUGAAACUGACUGUCGGCCAGUGUGACGGGGCUACGUAAGGAUGGCAGCGCAUGGGACUCAAUGGCUCACUUUCCUGCCAGCUACACCACAGGCAGAUGGGAGUCGGGGUGGCACAAACAAUAGAACAAGCAGGCUAGUGGUUUUCUUUGUUAAAGUGUAAAACAGUGACCAGAAUAUAUAUAUCUAUACCUGCAUAUAUAUAUUGACCUGAGUAUUUAUAACUGUGUGGUGUUCAUCUAGCAUUAGGCAGAUAAGCCACAGGAAGAAGGUGUGGAGAACCCACCUGGACCAGAUGGAGACUCAGUCCAUCUUUGGGGGCAGAAGGACUUGACAUGCAAAGAAGCCAGUCCCAUGACUUUGAAUGACAACCCGCCUCCUGGGUUGGACAGAUCUCUGGGCUCGUGGAUGAAUGGAGAGCCGCCUAUUGUCAGCUUCCCCGAACCUCUGAGUGAUGUGGAUUCUGGGUAGCCCAGACUCAGAAAGGACAGUGUGAACCAGUCUAAAGAGGUACAGUUCAUGGAAGAGAGACUUGGAGAGUUCCGCUGGGCAACGAGGCACAAGGAGACCAAACAUCAGAGGUCACAACAGAGCUGAGGACCUUGUUCAUGAACUUGAGAGUGCAACUUGACGUUCCCAUGGGUAGCACCUGCGUCCCAGCCAGGCCUUCACAGCUCUGGAGAGAGGCUGGAGGAAACUCAAUGGACAGCCCCAUAGUCUGACUGGACAAGUGCCGUCCAGAGCUUAGUAGUGGGGAGCAGCAGAUGGUCCUAAAGAGGUACAGUGCUGUAAAUCAUGGUUUUAGAAACUUGAGACCAUCUAGGGGUUUGCUCCACCUCAGAAAAGGACAAAAGAGUGUCCAAAAUAUGGUUAUUUUGUUGGGUGUGCUUUACAGCAACGGAGGCCUACCGAGGAGGAAGUGAUCCUGGGGCGUCAACUUCCAGGUUAGCCUUCAUCUCAUCUUCUAAGAAUGUCACAUGAGGGAACUCUACUGUCCUGUCUACCACCAGAAAGACACAGCGAAUGCUCGAAAGGGCGCAGUCACCAUAGGGAUCAUCCUGUUCACAACGUAUACCAUCGCCUUUCUAGGCACCUCACAGAGCCUCAGACCCGUACUCCUGAAGACUGUGGAGCACCCGGUUCUGGGUCGCUAUGGUCACGCUCUGUUUGCUUUCUGCACCCUGCACUCUGAGGGUCCCCUGCAGCCAGACUGCUCUGUCAGCAUCACCUUCUUGUCACUUCCCGCAUCUUAACAGUCAUCCCUGCCCACACCAAGCUCCACACCGUGGAGAUUUUCAGCUCUUCUGGGAAAGGUUCCAAUGUCCACUCUACACACCUGCUGACCCCCCACCCCACCCUCACACAAGCAAUGACUGCAGAGUUUUUGCAAAACCUUUUCCCCCCUCUAUGAAGAUUCACACUUAAGACUUGUUUUUCUUGUAGAAGCCCAAAGCUAAACACAGUUCCGAACACUGGACAUAAUCUCCAAGGGAAAUCUGGGCUCAAUGCCAAUAACGUAGGGGUUGGACUUACAGGUCACACGCAGCAAAGCCUUAUCCAGCUUGAUUUGUUAGAUGCAGUCCCUUGCCUGAUAAAUAAUGGUUUUUUAAAACAUAUUUGAAAGAUAAGAAAAAAAACUAUUAUCUUGAAGGUGAAUAGAGUUAAGAAAAGUAAUCAAGAUCUGCUCCCAAGCAUAUGAGGCCUGACGUAAUUAAUCAACAGCCAUUCAGAACAACAUUUGCUCUCAACUAACGGCUGAUGGGAAGUGAGCAGAGACAAUGGGGGGACACCCUAGCACCAUUAACCCUGUGUACGGUUCUUCUGGCCCCAAGUCAGGAUGAGGAUCGUACAUCUCCAUGUUUCUCUCUUUAUUCUUGUUACAAUCUGAAGCGUGUGGUUUGGGAUUUGCAUCAUAAAAUGAAUAUUUAAAAAAGCAACAGCCCUAACAGCCUCCCUGGGAACUGAGUGGUUCAGCCUCCUUGUGAGCAGUGGAAAUAAUUAGUAUCAUAUUUUACAUGUCUCCAGAGCCUUUCAUCUUAAGGAUCUCAAAGGCUCUAGAAGACAUUUAAUUUCUGAAGUUUGCAGCGCCCUGGAGGAAUAGGUAAAGUCACCAGCAGGGCCUUGCAUUAGUAAAGCCCUUGGAUGUCGGCGUAGUCCAUGUGGAAUCAUGAAGAAGGCCCAGAAGUCAGGUUCUGGAGGUGACCCUGAACUCCACCCAGCAUCCUCUCUCUCUGCAGAGGAGUUAGAGGGCCAGUUGUCGAACUGGACUUGGUCAGGCUGUAACCGGAUUGGAAAAAGUCAGCAACCCCAGGACUGCCCAUAUAUGCCCUUUUCCUAACUCAGCAGGCCCUAGGCUAUCUAAAUGAUCUGGGCAUAUAGCAGCAAGAGUCUGUGAGCCUUGGCUUUCCCUCUCCUCCUUCUUCUCCAGUCAAGUGUCCUUUACUGCCUACUGAGAACUCCCUGGGCUGGCUUCCAUUCACCUGGGCUGGCUGACCUUGGCUGGCCCCCAGGAGGCACAGCCUGCACUCUUAACCUGAUUGCGGCCACCAUAGUCAACCAUAGCGUCCCAUCAGCCUCAGCCGGUCCCCACUACUUUUGGCUAUCAGUCACCUCCUCAGUCCACCCUCCUAAGCCUGCCAGACCUCCAUUUACUUUGAGCUCCCAAUGACUCCAACCUUAGCCUCUGCCGUCACCAAAAAAAAAAAAAAAAAAAAAGAAAAAAGAAAGAAAAAAAGAAAAAGAAAAAACUAGGCAUUUGCCAUGAUACCUUCCCUCAGAAACUCUUGGCCUCUGCCUCCCACUUACCCUCCAUUCUCCCAUUUCUGAGUAAGUGAGGCUCCUCCUCUGACCAGGACGUCCUUCCUCUCAUAUCUCCCAUUUCUUCACUGGCCCCCUUGCAUUCACCCUGAUUCCUAUAGCCUCUUCACUGGAUUCCUCCACUACCAGACCUUGGCAGGCUCAACUGUCCCUGUAGCCACCAAUCCCCUCGACCACACCUUAGCGGCCCCUCCUAGCCCAUUCCCGGGACCAGCGUCUCAGUGCCCUCCAUGUGCUAACUCGAAAGGCCUCUCUCACUGCACAGCUCUACGUGAAUUGUCCUGGGCAAGAUACUGUGUUCUUAACAUUUUACCCCUCCUAUCCCAACCUCCAUGACCAUUUAUUUAUAUAUUUAUUUAUGUAUUUAUGAGUUAUUUAUUGGCACUCCUACCUUGAGUUGAAAAGGGAGCCAAGGAAGAUCUGCCUAUUUUUCCCUCUCUUCUCCCUGUACUGCAAAGUAGCCGUUCCUUCCAGUAAGAUCCUCCCCACAGGCCCCUGCACGGUGCAUCAGCAGUUCUGUGCCUUCCUUCAGAUCUAGCUACCACCACCCAAAGAACACCUUCCACUCCCCUUAGCCUCCUAGCACCACUGGAUGCUCUGGCCCCAGGAUGACGGGCUGCUUGUUAAACAUACUCUACCUGCUCUGACAUUUGGAACUCAACACAUCUGAAGCUAAGUAGACCAUCCAUCUUCCCUGCACGAUCCUUUGUUUUCCCAUUGGAACACCAGUGAGUCUUUGAACAUCAUCUGGGACCCUACGGUGACCACUGACGCUUCCAUACAUUCCCUCAUUACUCUUCCCAACUAGUCCCAACCGCACCUCUGCUUGACCCAUGGAUUCCUUAGUAGUGGUCUCUCUCCCAGACCUCCCUAAGCAUGCACAAUGGUCUGUACCUCCAGUUCUUCAAAAACCUUGAUAAGAUUCCCCUGGCCCACAAAAAAAUGUGCCCAUCUUUAUCCUAACAUUACAGGGCACCCAAUCAGGUCCCUUCAUACCCUGCACUGGCUAAUCCAGAAGAGUUGUUGUUAGUGGAAAAGGUGCCAUGUUUCCCGGCUCUGUGCCUUUGGCCUUACAAUUCUCAUCUUCUGGAUCACUCUUGAGUUUCUUCCAAGGCCCAUGCAGAGACCACAUCCUCCAUGAAGCCCUCCCUGAUCCACCAUUGCUGGGAUCUCUCCCUUCACGGAACCACCGCAGCACUUUAUUUCUACCUUUCUCAUGGCACUUACCAUAUUCUGCCUUGUAUUAUAGCUACUUGUGCACUUGUCCUCUGUCUGUUCUUAGACUGUAAGCUUGCCAAGGGCAGGCACCAUUUUAUUCAUCUGUAUCCAUCACAGCACUAGGCGUGGUGCAUAGCACACAAGGGUUGCUCAAUAAAUGUUUGUUGGAUUAAA